AACCCCAACUUUGUGCGGUCCUCCUCUACCUUCGCCUCCGAAGCCCCAAAUUCGCCUCCUCCUCUUCCCACUCGAUACGACCACCUCAAUUGCUACCUCUGAAGCGAGAUCGGUCGGAUCUCAGCUUCUCGAAGCGGUCUGAAGAUCUGAAGCGCCCACCGAUGCCUCCGAGAUCGGAUCUGUUUUCACCGCUCGGCUAGAGCCCGCUUGGCGUCGGUCGUCGGAUAAGGCUCCGCGGCCUCGCGGUUCUGGCUCUCCUCCAGCAAGGAGGCGCUGCUCGGUUCGUAUACUCCCUUUGUGGUGCUUCUCGUGGCAGCUAUGUUGCACGGAACGCAUAUUUCUUGAGGGCCUUCGCGCAAGCCUAUGAGAUUGCGGCAGAAUGUGCUGAUGAUGAUGACGACGCCAAGGACACACAAAAAUGAGUUGAGGAAAGAUGUUCUUGAUGAGCUUAAAAUGCACGACUCAGUAAUGCAGGGAUGAUAAUUCCGGUUAACUGGGAUCUGGACACAAGCUUUUGCCAUUAAUGUCGGACAUUCAUUUCUUGCAGCUGCUAGAGGCUAUUCCAAUACCAUAAAGAGGUCGAUACAUCCUGUUGUGGAGGAUAUGGGGAAACAAAUAACAAAUGAACAAAGGAGUAGUUGUCCCGAUGAAAUAUCUGGCAGAACUCCGAUGAAGAUGCUAAUAUCACAGGAAAUGUGUGGUGGCACAGAGUCUACAAAGAAGCCACCAAGUGUUAUUGCGAGAUUAAUGGGUCUUGAUUCUAUACCAGUGCAGAAAUGGGAGACAAGCAAGGAGAAAGUAAGAAACAAUAGCUAUCUUAGCAAUGGUUUGGCCGAUGAGCUACAUCAAUGCAAACACAACCACAAGGAGUAUUUUGAUGUAUAUGAAGUAGAACAACCGACGAAGGAUAUUUGGAUCGAUGAGCAAUCUGUGCGGAAGGCAAGAUUAGUUGAGAAUUCACAUAAGAUAAGAACAGUCCUUGUUCGGGAGAAGUUUCUUGAAGCUAAACGCUUGGCUACUGAUGGCAAGUUUCUUGAUUCUCAGGAGUUCCAAGAUGCAGUUAAAGUUCUAAACUCAAACAGAGAUUUGUUUAUUAAAUUCCUGGAAGAAUCCAACUCAGUGUUCACAAAACAACCCUUGAAGCCACAGAGCCUCUCUCUGCCUUCUCAGACAACUCCUAUAACUGUGCUGAAACCUUCCAAUACCAUGGACAGUAAAGGAAACCAGUCCAUGGGAAAACAGCUUUUAUCUGAUUCUGAUGCAAAUAUAGGAAAGGUAAGUAGGCGUUAUUGGGGCACUGGUUUCUGUGAGCCAAAGCAUGAUGCCUUAUCUCAACGAACAAGAAUAGUCAUCCUAAAGCCCAGCAAUUUACAUACAUUGCAAGGCACACAUAACUCUAGUCGAGAUCUGAUCGCUGCUGAUGAAUUGGUAAGUUCAAGAAAAGAACUCGAGGAGGUAAGUGAGGAGGAGGAAGAAAGCGUAUCUAGCAUCAGAAAAGAUGAAGCUUUGUCUAUGUCAGUAUUAUCAACUGGAUACAUUGGUGAUGAGAGCUCAUUCAAUAGGUCAGAUUGUGUGUAUUUGGAAGAUGAGGUUGGCAGUACAAAUGAAUAUGAUGCUACAUCUUCAGCUACAGAGUAUUCAUGGGAUUACAUCAAUAAAAUUAGUAGUCCACUCUCGACAUCAUCCUUUAAUCAAACAUCACCUUCUCCUGAAUCAUCAGUUAUUGUAGAAGCCAAGAAAAGGCUUUCAGAAAGGCUAUCAGCUUCUGUCGCAUCCAAUGUUCAUCUUCGAGAACUUAGACAUUUAAGAACCACAAGCACCUUACGAGAGAUGCUUUCCAUUCCCGAGUCAACGAAGCAAGGAAGAAUUGAGGAGGACCUUACUCAUUCUAAUAAACCAUUUGAUGCAGAAGAUAUCCUGAAUGCACCCUCAGCAUCAUUACCUACAUUUGAAGAAACUUCCCAGCAGAAUUCGUUGAGAUCUUCUUUGGCUCAUGGAAUUGACGAUUUUAAUGUCGGGCUCUCUGGGUCUUUAAUGGUCGAACCCACUGUUCGAACAGUGGUUCCCAAGUCAAAUAACAGGAAGUUAUCAUUCAAGGACAAGAUCUCAAGUUUUUUCUUCUCCGGAAGCAAAAAUUCUAGCAGAGACGAGCUUUCUAGAGCUGCCUCAGUCCCUGACGUGAUAUCAUCCUUCAGUGAUACUUUUGUAUCACCACAUGGUAGAUCAACUGAAAUGUUGAUGCUUUCUGAGGGUGUUCCCAAAGAAAAAUCCAGAAAGUUAACUGACUUCCAGGAUAAAUCUGGCCAUAAUUCAGCUUCAGAAGACAUGCUACUCGAUGCAGAGAAUAGUUUGUCAGAGUCUUUUGGAGGGACCAUUGCUGCACGUCCACUGUGUAGGUCUCCACUAAUCAAAUCCGUUCGCUCCUCCUACUUGGACUUGGCAUCAACAAAACCUUCCAAUCCUUUUAUGGUUUUCACCAAGGCAGAUGAAGAGUAUGAGCAGUUUGCGUUCCUCCAGAAACUGCUAUCUUCUUCCGGAAUGAACAGCAUUAACCAAAUGCUGUACAGCGGGUGGUAUUCACUCGAUAGCCCUUUGAAUCCAUCUCUACUGCACGAGUCCCUUCACAUGGAAGACGGGAAAGAGAAAUCCCAGACGAUACUCUCGAGCCGGAGGCUGUUGUUCGACUCCAUAAACACAGCAUUGUUAGACAUCUGCCAGUCUGCAUUGCACGCCGCAUAUCCAUGGACCCAAAGGCCAGUUCACAAACCCAGAAAAGAACACCAUGACGGUGAUGCCGCAGUGGCAGAGCAAGUCUGGGCGAUCGUUAGAAAAGGGUCGAAUGGCGACAAGUGGAUAUCAAAGGAGCCCUGUUAUAAUAGCAAUAUGUUGACAAAAGGCGACUACUGUUAUAAUAGCAAUAUGAUAGAUAGAUUGGUGAAGGAAGAGGUCGCAGGGAGUCAAGGAGAUGCAACAAGGUGGCUGGAGGUGUGUGAAUUCAGCAAGGAGAUUGGUGGGAAGGUGUUGGAGGAGUUGGUCGAAGAAUUACUUUCUGAAUUAUCCCAUAGUUGAAGGUUGUCAUCAUCCGGCCCUGUAAUAUGAUUGUAUUAUCAGAUAAUUGGUGCUAAUCCAUUAAUGAGAACUAUGUUUUUUGUAUUA
Molecule: messenger RNA, 3156 nt
Organism: Zingiber officinale
Lineage: Eukaryota; Viridiplantae; Streptophyta; Magnoliopsida; Zingiberales; Zingiberaceae
Exons: 6
Coding region: 604-3069 (821 amino acids)
Source: RefSeq, a predicted model, not a curated record